Molecule: messenger RNA, 2442 nt
Organism: Saimiri boliviensis boliviensis (Bolivian squirrel monkey)
Lineage: Eukaryota; Metazoa; Chordata; Mammalia; Primates; Cebidae
Source: RefSeq, a predicted model, not a curated record
GAAACUAGCUGAGUCGUUUUCUGAGAAGAGACCAUAUUUGUUCGCAGAGGAAGCCGUUGCUUUCUGGGAUCUGGCUACAGCAGAAAAGACAUCAGCUCCAGCAAGGGUGUUCCACAGGGUAGCUGAGAGUUGGAAGAGCCAAGAACGCCUCCGAGCGCUGGAUUUGAGCUUCUCUGCGCAUGGGUGCAGCACCCAUGCUCAGCUUGUGAGCUUCCUCCCGGGAGAGCAGCCAUGGCACUGAGGAAUGUGCCCUUUCGCUCAGAGGUCCUAAGCUGGGACCCCAACAGCCUUGCUGACUAUUUCAAGAAGCUGAACUAUAAGGACUGUGAGAAGGCGGUGAAGAAGUACCACAUCGAUGGGGCUCGCUUCUUGAAUCUGACGGAAAAUGACAUCCAGAAGUUCCCCAAGCUCCGGGUGCCGAUUCUCAGUAAGUUAAGUCAAGAAAUCAACAAGAAUGAAGAGAGAAGGAGCAUCUUCACACGCAAACCCCAAGUCCAGCGCUUUCCUGAAGAGACAGAAAGCCACGAAGAAGACAAUGGGGGCUGGUCGUCCUUUGAAGAAGAUGACUAUGAAAGUCCCAAUGAUGACCAGGAUGGAGAGGAUGACGGUGACUAUGAGUCCCCCAAUGAGGAGGAAGAGGCACCCGUAGAAGAUGAUGCCGAUUAUGAGCCGCCACCCUCCAACGAUGAGGAAGCUCUGCAGAACUCCAUCCUGCCUGCCAAGCCUUUCCCCAACUCCAACUCCAUGUACAUCGACCGUCCCCUCUCUGGGAAAGCCCCCCAGCAGCCUCCUGUGCCCCCCCAGAGACCAAUGGCCGCCCUCCCGCCCCCGCCAGCAGGCCGGAAUCACUCGCCGCUGCCCCCACCCCAGACCAACCAUGAAGAGCCCAGAAGCAGAAACCACAAAACAGCAAAGCUCCCUGCUCCUUCAAUAGACAGAAGCACGAAACCUCCCCUGGAUCGUUCUUUAGCUCCGUUUGACAGAGAACCCUUCACACUAGGAAAGAAACCACCAUUUGCUGACAAGCCCUCGAUUCCGGCGGGAAGGCUUCUCGGGGAGAAUUUACCCAAGAUACAAAAGCCUCCUUUACCACCAACCACAGAAAGACAUGAAAGAAGCAGCCCCUUGCCAGGGAAGAAGCCGCCUGUGCCAAAGCAUGGAUGGGGACCAGACCGAAGAGAGAAUGACGAAGAUGAUGCGCAUCAGAGGCCUUUGCCCCAGCCAGCACUACUUCCUAUGAGCUCCAACACUUACCCUUCGAGAUCUGCUAAGCCAAGCCCCAAGCACUCUCUCCCAUCCUCUCACAUGUCUGGAGCGUUCUCAGAAAGUAACAGCAGUUUUCCACAGAGUGCGUCCCUGCCGCCAUACUUCCCUCAAGGCCCUAGCAACAGACCACCUCUCAGAGCUGAAGGCAGAAACUUCCCCUUGCCACUUCCCAAUAAACCUCCGCCCCCAUCCCCUGCAGAAGAAGAGAAUUCAUUAAAUGAAGAGUGGUACGUUUCUUAUAUUACCCGACCAGAGGCAGAAGCUGCUCUUAGAAAGAUAAACCAGGAUGGCACUUUUCUGGUUAGAGACAGCUCUAAAAAAACAAUAACCAAUCCAUAUGUCCUCAUGGUGUUGUACAAAGAUAAAGUUUACAACAUCCAGAUCCGUUAUCAGCAGGAAAGUCAAGUUUACUUGUUGGGAACUGGACUCCGAGGGAAAGAGGACUUUCUGUCUGUGUCAGAUAUUAUUGACUACUUCAGGAAAAUGCCACUUCUGCUCAUUGAUGGGAAAAACCGCGGUUCCAGAUACCAGUGCACAUUAACGCAUGCUGCAGGAUACCCAUAGCAAGUUAUAGCUGAGCAAAUGAACCAUCCUCCUGCCUCUGUUGCCAACAUGAGAUCAAUCAGCUUUGGUCAACGGAUAAACACUUAGGACUGAGUUUAACCCUUUCCCAUGAACACAAGGGUAUUAUCCUUUCCUUUAAAAACAGUGUUUGAAAUGAAGACUGUCAAAUUCCCAUAAUUUAUUUAUUCUUCUUCAAUGUUUGUAAAGUGCAUGAGUCAUGUUCACACUUGAAGUACUGCACUGUAAUAAUUCACUUUUUAAAAGUUGUGCAUUUUUUAAAUAUCCAUUUCAAAAUACAGUAGUUUACACAGCUACAGAAACAAUUUGGGGCAAGUUUUAAAACACUGAAACGGUGAUAGUUAUUGGCAUCACAUAAAACUGAUUUGUUUUUACAGCCAAACCUCUGUCAGUCAGAGGCAUUCAUAAGUUUUAACACACAAUUUGAAAAUGACUAAACCUCAUAUUCUCAGCAGCAAUAAUUUAAGAGCCUUCAAAAAUACAAUUUUAUUCUUACUUAUUUGGUAUUCUUUCCUGGGGGAAUUUUUAUGUAAUUUUUUAUGAAAAGAUAAAUGCAUGUUGAGAGAACUUCUGGGAUUAAAAGUCUUUUGCUUU